Molecule: messenger RNA, 1701 nt
Organism: Penicillium odoratum
Lineage: Eukaryota; Fungi; Ascomycota; Eurotiomycetes; Eurotiales; Aspergillaceae
Product: GMC family oxidoreductase
Exons: 3
Coding region: 1-1701 (566 amino acids)
Molecular function (GO): oxidoreductase activity, acting on CH-OH group of donors; flavin adenine dinucleotide binding
Source: RefSeq, a predicted model, not a curated record
AUGGUGGAGCAGGAGGCUUACGAUUUCAUUAUUGUCGGAGCUGGCCCUGCAGGAUGUGCGCUCGCAGCAUCACUCAGCAAGUCCGCCGCCAAACCCCGCGUACUCCUGCUAGAAGCGGGCGGGAAAAACGACGACUAUUCCCAACGCGUAGAUGGUAAGCGCUGGACAACCUUUCUGAACGAGAAAAUGAACUGGGGAUAUAAAACAACCCCUCAAGCUGCAUGCGACGAGCGGAUUAUUGAUUACUCUCGCGGGAAGGGACUGGGGGGAGGAUCUGCGAUUAACUUUGGUGUUUACACUUUUGGCGCGAAAGACGAUUAUGAUACUUGGGCUGAGGAUGUUGGCGAUGAGACAUUUGGUUGGGAAGCAAUGAAGAAGCGGUUUAAAGAUCUUGAAUUGUUUGAUGGGUCUAUUGAUCUUCCUGAGAACCAGAAGUAUGCACAGCCCAGGGGGAAAGAUCAUGGAGAUCGAGGUGGUUUGUUGAUUGGAUAUGCAAAGGAAUGGGAACAGGAUUUGCCUCUUAUUUUGGAUGCGCUGGAGGAUGCUGGGUUGGAGCGAAAUCUGGAUCAUAAUUCUGGGAAUCCUCUUGGUAUGAGUUUGAUGAUCAACUCCGCUGGCAAAGGACGCAGAACAACUGGAGUUGAUCUGUUGAGUGGUGCGUCUGAUGACUUGGUCAUUAUCACGGAUUCCCCGGUACAGCGAAUUGUCUUGCAAGAUAAAAAGGCAGUUGGUGUUGAGACCCAAGGCAAGAAGUAUUUCGCCAGCAAGGAAGUUAUCUUAUCAACUGGAUCACUCGAUACGCCUAAAAUCUUGAUGCAUUCAGGAAUUGGUCCAGCCGCCGAGUUGGACAAGUUCGACAUCCCGGUGAUCCAAGACCUACCCGCCAUCGGCCAGGGUCUCAAAGACCACUUCUUUGUGCCGUUAAUUCUCACGCGAAACCCCGAGACAUGCGACCGUAACAAAUUCUAUGGCUCGGAGCCCGCCAUGGAUGCCGCACUAGCCCAAUGGGAGAAAGACCGCACAGGGCCCUGGACCCGAUACGGUUGUCAGAUCGCAUGUGGAUGGUUCAAAUCCGACAAGGUAACCUCCUUGAAAGAGUUCAAGGACCUUCCAGCUUCGGUCCAGGAAUUUAUGAAUAAGGAUACAAUCCCACACUGGGAGCUUAUCAGCGGGUUUCCGGUUCACUAUACAAUCCCUCAGCUAUUUCAGGACUACGAUUACAUCUGCCUGAUCGCUUUACUGAUGAACGAGCAGUCUACCGGGGAGGUACGACUGCAGUCGGCGAAACCAGAUGAUCCCCUUCUUUUCGAUCCCAAGGUUUUGGAGCACCCAUUCGAUCAGCGUGCAGUCAUCGAGAUCUACAAACACCUCCGGGAGGUAACACGACACCCAUCUUUUUCAAAGGAUACGGUAUCCACGUUGGUCGCGCCAGAAUCUGACAACGACGAAGACAUUCUUAAAUUCUGGAAGGCCAAUGUGGCAUCCGCCUGGCACAUGACUGGAACGGCGAAGAUGGGCAAAGAAGGGGACAUCCAUGCGGCGGUCGAUCAUCGGUUCCGGGUAUUUGGGGUUGACAAUCUUCGCGUUGCGGAUAUGAGCGUUGUGCCCGUGUUGACGAAUAAUCAUACACAGGCGACGGCGUAUGUGACAGGAGCUACAUGUGCUGAUAUUUUGAUCCAGGAGUAUGGAUUGAAUCAGUGA